This is a messenger RNA of Chrysochloris asiatica (Cape golden mole), 3570 nucleotides long. It is a transcript of the gene SPAG5, whose product is annotated as sperm associated antigen 5. Gene Ontology annotation, biological process: cell division; regulation of attachment of spindle microtubules to kinetochore. The record is from RefSeq and is a predicted model, not a curated record. Bases 1 to 3570 code for a protein of 1189 amino acids. NCBI's taxonomy places the organism in Eukaryota, Metazoa, Chordata, Mammalia, Afrosoricida, Chrysochloridae. The transcript is spliced from 24 exons.
AUGUGGCGGGUGAAAAAGCUGAACCUCAGUGCAUCGACUUCGCCCCAGCCGGGAAGAUCAGCUAUGAGAACUCCUCUCCGAGAACUUAACCUGCAGCCCGGUGCCCUCACCACCUCUGGUGAAGGGACCCCUAUGUGCUCUACGCUGACCCCUUCCCUGUACAACCUGACGCUGCAGAAAAGCAGCAACUACUCAUCUCCCCUGGAUUUUGUCAGUACCAAGAGGACAGAUUCUCCAUCAGAGCUAUUCAGCCUGCCCUCAGAGUGGCUGGAAACUCAUCAGCAUGAAUCAGAUGAGCAGCUCCAAGACCAGAUCCCCCAGAACAACUCUACUCCCAAAAUAUCUGAGGAAGGAGUAGACCCGUUGGACAACUGUCUGGUUAAAACCAUGGUCCUUGUACACUCUCCAGUGGGCCAACAACAAGACAUUCCACUUGAGGCCCCUUUAGCUGCUUUGACUGGGACAAACAGCAUCUCCCUAGAUGAGUGUUUGCUGCCAGGAGAUCUAGUGAGAGAGGGGAUGACACCCUGCAGGAAAGAUAGCUUUUCAGAAGUUGUUGCUGCUAUGUCUGAGAAACUUACAUUUCAGGAUUCUUCGUGCAAUCUUGUGGAGUUUCCUCCCAAUCCCUCUUCUGAGCAACAAUUGCACUGCCCCAAGGAAAGCCUCAGAGACAGUAGGACUGAGGCUGUGCCUGAGAGCGUAGUUACUUCUGAAAGUAAUGCCUUUUUGCCCUCCUUCAUGUUCUGGCAUACACCUUCAGCUGCUUUGGAAGUAGAUUUUCCUGUCAAUCAUGUGGACCUGGGGGAAGAGAUGGGAGAGCACAAAACAAUGAUAGAUGAAAGAGAAAUGAGCAUUCCAGCUCUCCCUGAAGAGGCUGAAUUAGAAGAUCAAGCACCUGUCUCAGCAUGCCUGAUCCCAAAUCCAGUAGAAAUGGAAUCUGAGGCUGCUGCAGGCCCAGCAGUAGAAAAUGCUGGUAUGAUUCUUGUGUCUGACACAGGGCCCUGGAUGUCCCCAUUGGCUUGGCUGGAAAAAGGUGUAAAUACUUCAGUCAUGCUAGAAAAUCUCCACCAGAGCUUAUCUCUCCCUUCUGUGCUUCGGGAUGCUGCAAUUGGCACUUCCCCCUUCUCUACUUGCUCAGUGGGGACUUGGCUUACUCCCCCAGCAGUACAGGAAAAGAGUACAAACACAUCUCAGAAAGACCUGGGGGCCACUAAGGAUAGUACUUCUGAGACAGAGCACCUCAUGUGGGGCCACGCUCCAGAUCUGACUACCUUGUCUCGGCAUGACCUAGAAGAGAACCUGCUGAGUUCUCUCGUCAUUUUGGAGGUUCUUUCUCACCAGCUGCGGGACUGGAAGAGUCAGCUGGCUGUCCCUCACCCAGAAGUGCAGGACAGUAGUACACAGGCUAACAACUCUUCCAGUGGGGUAACUAAGAAAUCUCAGCAACUUCAGAAUUGCCAAGAGAUUGGACAAGCUCUGCAGCAGGCCAGGAAUGUCAUGCAAUCAUGGGUGCUGGUCUCUAAAGAGGUGAUGUCCUUGCUUCGCCUAUCUCUGUUGCACUUAGAAGAAGAUAAAACUACUGUGAAUCAGGAGUCUCAGAGAGCAGAAACGUUGGUCUCCUGCUGUUUUGAUGUAUUGAAGAAAUCUAGGGCAAAGGUUCAGAGCCUCAAAGCAGAAAGGGAGGAAGCAAGGCACAAAGAGGAAAUGGCUCUCAGAGGCAAGGAGGCGGCAGAGGCCGUGCUAGAGGCUUUCUGUGCACACGCCAGCCAGAAGAUCAGCCAACUGAAACAGGACCUGACAUCCAUGCGGGAAUUCAGAGUUCUGCUGAAUGAGACCCAGGCUCAGCUGGUAAGGCUUCACACAGAGCAAGAAGAGGUGGCUCAGCAGACAGUGAGCCUUACGUCUACUUUGCAACAGGACUGGAUAUCCAUGCAGCUAGAUUAUAUAACAUGGACUGCUUUGCUGAGUCGGUGUCGACAACUCUUGGAGAAACUUGCAGCCAAGAGCCGGGAGUACCUACAGGAACGUGAUGCUGCAGUUGAGGAAAAUCAGAAGGUUUCCAGGGAGCUGGAACAAGUCUCUACUCAUUUAGAAGACUAUAAAGGCCAAAUAGAGCAACUAGAAUUGGAAAACUGCCAUCUAACAGCAGAUUUCCAGGCUCAGCUGCAGGUUUUGGCCAGCAUGGAGAGUCAGUUAAAAGAACUACAGGGUCAACAUGCUCAUUGUACCCAGGAGCUGGCUCUGAAGGAGGACUUGCUUUGCCAGCUCACCCACAGCAGUGAGGAGCAGGCUGCUCGAUGGCAAGAGGAAGAGAUGGCACUAAAACAGAUGCAGGCAGAGCUGCAACAACAACAAACUGUCCUGAGCAAGGAGGUCCAGGACCUAAAGGAGACCCUGGAGUUUGCAGACCAAGAGAAUCAGGUUGCUCACCUGGAGCUGGGCCAGGUUGAGUGUCAAUUGAAAAACACGUUGGAAGUGCUCCGGGAGCGCAGUCUACAGUGUGAAGACCUCAAGGACACUGUAGAGAACUUGAAGGCUAAACUGGCUAACACUGUAGCAGAGAGCCAGGAGCAUGACCUGGAGAAGACACGGAAGUAUUCCCAUGAGCUCGGGAUGCUCACUGAGCAACUACAGAGUCUGACCCUCUUCUUACAGAAAAAACUAAAGAAGGAGGCUGAACCAGAAGCCCUUCCUAUGAACACAGCUUGUGCUCCUGCCCAGGAACACCCUACCCCCACUAACACCACCUUUUUGGGGAGCACUUUGACAGCAACGACAGAUAAAGAGACAGAGUCCGCUCCUGUGCCCUUGCUUGGAAGUGACAAGAGUGCAUUCACCCGGGUAGCAGCCAUGGUUUCCUUUCAGCCUACAGAGGCCCUAGAUACAGAGAAAAGCCUGGCAGAAAUGCAUUUUAUGACUCUUGAGCUUCAGAGCCUGUGUUCCCAACUGCAAGAAUCUAAAGAGGAUGCUAUCAGAACUUUUCAGCAAAAAGUUUGUGAUCUGCAGGAUAGGCUGCAGGCCCAAGAAGAACAGUAUCAGGAGGUCCAGAAGGCUAAGGAAGCAGAUAUAGAAAAACUGAACCAGGCCUUGUGCUUGCGCUACAAGAAUGAAAAGGAGCUCCAGGAAGUGAUACAGCAGCAAAACGAGAAGAUCCUAGAGCAAAUUGACAAGAGUGGAGAGCUUAUAAGCCUUCGAGAGGAGGUGGCCCAGCUUACCCGCUCACUUCGGCGUGCAGAGACAGAGACUAAGGUUCUCCGGGAGACAAUGGCAGGCCAGCUAGACCCAGACUGUCAGCCCAUGGCUACUGACUGGAUCCAAGAGAAAGUGUGGCUCACCCAGGAGGUGGACAAGCUGAGAGUGAUGUUCUUAGAGAUGAAAGAUGAAAAGGAAAAACUCAAGGUCAAGUUCCAGAGCCAUAGAAAUAUCCUGGAGGAGAAUCUUCGGCGCUCUGACAAGGAGUUAAAGAAACUAGAUGACAUUGUACAGCAUAUUUAUGAGACUCUGCAGUCCAUCCCAGAGGUGGUAAGUGGUUGCAAGGAGCUACAAGAAUUAUUGGAAUUUCUGAGCUGA